GCUAAACCAGACAGGAGCGGAAGCGACCGGGUGCUGGGUGAGGCGCGGCCGUCGGCGGUGAGUCCGGGGCGGCCCGAGCGCAGAGCACAGGUCCCGGAGACGCAGAAAGUCACGGAAGGACUCGGGGGUCCGGAGCCGGCGCCGCUGGCUGUUGCUGCCCCGCCGCCGCCGCGGACGCCCCCGCCCGCCUGCCCGAGGUGCGGCCCGGAGGCCUGAGGCCUAGCGCGGCCCGCGGAGCCCGCCGUGAGUACUGAGAGCGCCCGCGGCCGAGCCGCACCCCCCGGCCGGGCCCCGCGGCCGAGCCCCCCAGCCGGGCCUCCGCGUCCCAGACCCCCCCGCCGGGACCCGCCGCCGCCCCCGGGUUAAGAUGGAGGAGAUCUCCCUGGCCAACCUGGACACCAACAAGCUGGAGGCCAUCGCGCAGGAGAUAUACGUAGACCUGAUAGAGGAUUCCUGCUUGGGCUUCUGCUUUGAGGUGCACCGGGCCGUCAAGUGUGGCUACUUCUACCUGGAGUUCGCGGAGACCGGGAACGUGAAGGAUUUUGGCAUCCAGCCGGUGGAGGAGAAGGGAGCGUGCCGCCUCCCGCUGUGCUCCCUCCCAGCGGAGGCCGGGAGCGGGCCGGAUCAGCAGCUGCAGCGCUCACCCCCAGAAUUCCAGUAGCUGCAGCAUGAGCGAGUCUGGGGGUGACCAGGACAGGGACGCAGACUGGUCGUGUGGAUUGGAGAAUUUAGGUAGCUGAGUAGGAAAAAAAAACUCAGACAACAGUCCCAAUUCCCAUUGAAGAUCCUAGCCUUUAUAAACCCAAAGGGGAGAAUUUAGGAAUUAGGAUCCUUUUAUAAGUCUGUUACUCGGGGUCGGCUUUGAAACCCCGGGCAGGAGGAGCUGUGCGUCCCGCGCGCCAUGCAAUACAGGUUGAUCUGUAAACACACCAGGAAGUGCGCAAGAUCCCAGUACUGUCCCCAGUGCACAGGUGUGUGGCUGUGUGCCCAGCAUAUAAAAUCCUUUGGUUCCUCAGCCUUUGUCUGCCCGAUGUCAAGGGCUUCCUGGAUAACUGACAGUGUGGACAGAACUGAUGGUCAGGCCUCGAUGGUUGGGCCUCAGUGGGACUGCUCCUCUGAGUUCUGAGCCUCUGAUUUGGCCUUCGCCAAGACAAAUGAAGGUCAGGUAUGAGGUCUGGAUGUUAACAAUUACAAUUUGGGAAAACCGAGAGAGAGAAUUCCCGGCUGAAUCUGGUAGGCGAAGCUCUGUGGUCUUGGCUCCAACGAGAGAAAAGGUCAAAGCCACCAGUUUCCCAGAGGUCCAGCAUUUACAGUGACUACAGCGGUCUUGGGGACAAAGUCUAGCCUUCUGCUGAACAGAUCCCUCUUUCUGGCACCCCACCUUGUGGCAUAGGCUUGGCAAAUGGACCCCUUGGUUAUCCAGGCAGGCUGAGAAUUUAGUUAUGAUCUGUUGGGGAAGUAGUGGGGGGCCUCUGCAACUAUGCACGAUCUCUCAAACUGCAAGAUUCAUAUCUGGAUCCAUUAUGCUGUGGACAAGCGUUUGGUGGGGCAGUCAUUUUCCUACUCUGUUACUAGUUAUCUAGCCAGUUUGUGAGCCUGACUUGGUCCUUAUGCCAGGUCACUAACUGCCUUCCACCCCAGGGGCAAGACUGAACUGUAGAAGAGCAUCAUGGCUGUGCAGGAGGUUGUGGUUUGAAAGCUAAGUCCCGAGAGGACCUCUUCCAGCUGCCCUCAGUAAUGUGAAUGGGUUAGUGCUAGGAGCCAAGGAGCAGGACUGGGUCAUCUCAUCUGACUGUGCAGUAUCCUGUUGAAUGCCCCUGUUACUUGGGUUGGGCAGUCACAAAGCUCUGCUAUGGUGAACAUCUAGACUCGUCACUCUGCCUCUCACAAGGGGCAGCCCUCUCCACUGGGUCCCCUUUGGACCUUCUUUACAAGAGCUGUCCUUUUGUUGUUGGAAGUCAGGAAAGGGCCUCUAGAAAUGCCCUGGUUUCAGGGAAUGGGAUGGGGAGGAUGGGAAGUGUGAGCCGCAUAUCAAAAUUACCCUCCACUUUACUCCCUGAUGGAGGGUUUAUGAAGUGUAGAGGGAUGGGAGCCCCAAGGUGAGCGGGAACGGUGCUGCUCUAUUUGAAAUGUUUUCUUACCUCAUUCUGUGCCCUAGUAAGGGACCCAGCCUCAUCUCUCUGGCUUGGCCACACGUCCCUGCUCCACUGCCUAUUUGGUGCAGCUCAUGACCCCAGGUGCUGCCUGCCACCCUGCUUUCACAUUGACCAGUUUCAUUUCAUCUCUUGAUGCUCCUGCUUCUGAAGCCUGCCCAGUUGCCCUUUCCUUGGCUUCUUUUAAGUUUCUUAUGUUUUUUUCUUCUUGUUUUUGUGGGAGACUCAGAAGAAUCUUUCUUAUGGCUUUCUGUGUUAGGAUUAGGAUGAGAAAGGAACCUAAGUUUUUGUAUAUGAAAGGCAGUGUCACACCUAAGCAUUUCUCCUAUAGGACUGCCUUGCUAGUAUGCCUUCCUGCUCUGUCUUAACUUCCUGAGGAGUCAUAUCUCCCCGCCUCCACUUGGAUACCGCCUCUUAGGACUUAGGCAGAAGAGCAGUCAAGGCUGACUGACACACACGGGGAUAGAGUUGGUGCGUUUUCUUUAACCCUUGCUGUGCAUGUAUCCUUCCUUAUCCCAGAAGGAACCGUUUGGACCAUGUGGACUGAUUUGGGUUACAUACUUUAGAGGAUUAAGGGAACCAUAGUAAUAAGGCCUCAAGACUAUCUGUUACUGCAUUCUCCCCCAGAGUUGUCGUGCUUAGGGUCAGGACCUAGUUACAGAUUGGUCUUCAAUCCAAGAAUUGUGAUAACUUUAAAAAAAAAAAGCAAGAGCUAAAAUAUCUUGCUUUUUUGGGGUUAUCUGCCCUUUUUGUAAACAUCUCAUUCUAAGGGGAUACAGAGAGUAAGGAGGUUUUAAGUGAGACUGGCCUAAUUUCAAAUAAUGUCUGAGAAACAGGCUGAAGAUAGGACCAUGGUCCACUCUUCCUUCAGAGAGGGAGUGCAGACUGUCACAUUACUGUUUCCUUUCUGGCCUUUUCUCCUGUUAGAGGAGGAAGAAGUGGGGAGUAGUUUUGAGUAAUGGUUGGUUCACGUUACCUCCCUCUUGGUUUUAGUUUUUAUUUUUUGCCCCCCACUAUUAGGGCAGUAGCCUCCUGCCCUGGAUGGGUGUAAGGUGUGCUAGGUCCAACAGGUGCCCUGAGGGGACAAAGUCUUUUUGGGGAGAGAAUGCUCCCUACCAUGUAGUUGACAGUGGUUAGGAACUCUCCCUUUGCCUACCUGUUUUCCCUGUAACAGCAGAAUUUCUCUCCCUCCCUCUUCAAUUAGUGUAUUGAUCACCGUGUAAUUCUAUUAUGUAUCUGAGUGUGUGUGUGUAUGGGGGGAAAGGGGUUCUUUACAAAUUUCUGUGGUUUGUGGCUUUUUCUUCCAUACGUUACUUUCCACCACCGCAUGCCUGGGGCCAUUGCCUGGCAUUGUCGCAUGCUGGGAUCAUUGGGGAAGUGUAGUGAAGCCCACCACUGUCCUUUGUUUUGGAGAUUCUUAUUUUUGCAUAAGUAGUCCAUCCUAUACAGAUUGCUGACUUAACUGUGUAUUCCCCUUGCCCCUAUGGCUGCUGGUGUAAAUAAACUGCAUCUCCCCAUUGGUAAACAAUAAUAAAGUUUUAAAAAAUGA
This is a messenger RNA of Equus quagga, 3702 nucleotides long. RefSeq names its product ataxin 7 like 3B (gene ATXN7L3B). Bases 368 to 661 code for a protein of 97 amino acids. Gene Ontology annotation, biological process: regulation of gene expression. Lineage: Eukaryota; Metazoa; Chordata; Mammalia; Perissodactyla; Equidae. The record is from RefSeq and is a predicted model, not a curated record. The transcript has a single exon.